GUGGUAACACUGCUCACCUGCCACGGAAGAGGUUAUUGUAAAGUUCAAAGUAAAUUCUUUUAUCCUUAUUUAUGUGAAUUAACGACACUCUUACGGGGUAAUUUCCCUUCCCUUCGUCAAAAUCGAGCCACAUCAUCACUCCGGAUACGAGAAAGACGGUCUAAGCUGUCGAAUCGCAUAGCUGCCAUCAUGAACCUCGGAGCAUCCGUGCGCAUCAACAAGCUCGGUGUCAGCAUCAUAGGUGGGGUUCUCCUCAUGGUUGUGCUUGUCUACCGAAAUAGCGGCAGUUCGGAGGGAGCAGAGAUGUCCCUUGAGAUGGCCCAGACAGGUGCUAGGGUCAGUCUGAAAAAGCUCCUAGCGGCUGCGAUUGAUGCUGCCGAUAGGGGAGGAAAGAUUGUGUACCAGAUCCGUGAGGAGGCGACCUUACACGAGCAGAGUAAGGGCAAGACGAAGGAGGGUGCCAACGACCCGGUGACUGAUGGUGAUAUCAAAUCACACAUGGCCAUGUUCAACUCCAUCAAGAAUGCAUUUCCAGGGGUGGAGGUCAUAUCAGAAGAGCACGUCAAUAGCGAUGUCAACCAGCAGGCAGUAGCACCGGCUGCAACAUCGAACGAAGAAGUAAACAGCGUUAUCACAGACGAUCUUACAGUCCCCAUUGAGGACGUGCGUGUUUGGAUUGAUCCCCUUGAUGCCACACAGGAAUACACAGAAAACCUGCGUCAGUAUGUGACGACCAUGGUGUGUGUCGCAGUCAAGGGCCUAGCGACCAUUGGUGUUAUCAACAAGCCUUUCAGCAAUUUCAUUGCAUGGGGCUGGACAGGCCAUGGUGUGUCACCCAAGUUGCACAUCUCUAAGGAUCAGACUGGUCCCAAAGAUGACAUUGCCCACAUCAUUGUCUCUCGCUCACACACCGGAGACGUGGAAGUGGUGGCUAAGUCAGCAUUUGGGGAUAAGACAAAUAUUACCCAGGCUGGUGGGGCAGGCUUCAAGACCCUGGCUGUGAUCCAGGGAGAUGCUGAUGCUUAUGUCCACUCAACGGCAAUCAAGAAAUGGGACCUGUGUGCAGGCAAUGCCAUUCUCAAUGCACUUCAGGGAAAAAUGACAACAUUAGAUGGCGCCUCCAUAGACUACAGCAGCCGCGAGAUGUACAAGAAUGAAGGGGGUCUCCUCGCAACACUUUACAAUCACGACAUGUACUUGGAGAAACUGAAAGUCCUUAAGUCCACCAAAAGUCACUAGGAGGAAGAUGGCAGUAGCAGCAACAGCUCAAUAGAUUAUUUUCUAUUGUUUUUUUUUUAUACAAGAUUUUUUUCUUUCUUUCUUUUUUUUGUAUGCACAUAGGAAAUGCUUAUGAGGUGUAUUUUUUAAAAAGAAUAUUUUAAGGGUUGGAUUUAGAUCACCCUUGUGUUCAUAUGGUGCAUUCUCAUUGUUGUUUCGAAAAUCUAGGUUUUCUUUUUUCUUUUAUUCUUUCUAUUAUUCUUUUUCAGAAAGCAGAUUGGGAAGUUGUCCCUGUUAGGAGCAUAUCAGGGUGUCAUCAGUCUUUUGUUAAUGUUUUCUGUUACAAGAGCAAUAGUUAUGCACAAUGUUAUUUAUAGCAACUCAAAGUGAAAUUAUAGAUUGGGUGGAGUUUGCAGUUUUUCAUUUAAUUUUUUCUUUUUCCUUUUCUCACUUUAUGCUCCUCAUAUUUUAUAAACGGAGAACUGCAUUCUUAUAAAACCACGUGCAAUUUUUGCCAGGCAUAAUGUCAAACAAUGGAGGCUGGUAGGCAUUAGCGAAAUACCUCGUGAUUUGUUGUAGAAUUUUAAGUCUUGGUGUUUGUUGACAUUUUAUUGUGAUUUUGCAGAAAUUGUUCUGUGUUAUCUGUUUGGUUGAUUGAAGAAAGUUAAGACUAGUUUGCUUUUGUUAGUUUUAUUCUAUGUAGUAAAUUAACAGUAUUAUUUUUUAAUUCAUAUAGUGAAAAUUAAGAUACUGAAUUGGAUUUUUGUCCAGGAGUGUAGAUUACUGGCAUUUGUAAAAGUGAAUUCUCCCGAUGAAUUAUUUUAGAAAUUUAUGUUACAAUUAUAUCAGUCUUACUAAUAUUUAACAAAAAAAAUAGUUUUCAUCAUUAAUGAAGAUAGCGAUAAUUGAUGAUCAUCAACUUUAUUGUUAUGUACUUAUUUAUUUAUUUAUUUUCUUAGCAAUGUAUUUGUAUGCAAUAGAGUGAUAUUAAUUCUUGCAUCUUUCUUACAAUGACUUGUUAAGCAUUAGACAUAGCUUUUGUCACAUAAUAGCAGCUUUGUAAAUCCUCUUACCUUUGGCAGUUUUAACCCUUUUUGAGAUAUCCUCAUUGUUUAUCUUCUAUUCUGUGAUAAUUGUUAAUACCCAUGGUGGAGAGCAUAUUCAAACGUGCAUUGCCGCAAUGUUGGUCAUGAUAGAAGUUAGUUUACAAUUACCCUGGUUAAGUUUCAGCUCAAGGUUGCCGACAACUUAUGUUCAUACUUUAGAUGCAUUCAUCAUAACACAAUAAGCUUUUCUGUACUUGCUUUGAAGCAGCCUUGUUACCAGUGACCUGCCAUCCAAGUGUGAACUGCCCCUUAUGCUGCAUUGUGAAUUUUUCCCAUCCCUUUUUGGCCUUUUUAUUCAAAGGCAGUCGCCAGUCCGUGAGAUUAUUAAUACGAUCUUCCACCCAUCCCCGUCCUCCCCUCCCAUCUCCCGUCUCCCUCUGUGGAUCAUGGAACCAGUUUGAAAUGUCAUCACAUCCUCAUGUCCCCUGUCUACCACAUUCCAAGCAUGUUCCGCUAGCCAUCAUCUUACUAGCUAAGCGAAACCCUAAGCUCAUCUAAUCAUUUGAAUUUAUGGAAGGCUUGAUAGAGAAGCACACAAAGUUGUCGCUGCUCACUGAGAUCCUCUUAGGAGAAGUGCAAGAUGUCAUUGUUUCUUUAAUGUCAUAAAUUUCUGUUCGUGGUAUACAGCAGAUGGGGGAUUUUUUCUUCCCCUUCCAUAUAAUAAAAAAAUAUAUAUAUAUUAAGGAGAAAAAUCAUUGGAAUAUCAGUCAGUAUUUCUUCUCUAUUUUAAAGUUUAGAUUAUUAUUAAUAAAAAAAGUAUAUUUUUAUCGCUUAUUUAUUAUUAAUCAUUCCAUAUGCUGUAUGAUUAUAUGGAACAUGUUUAUACUGUGUCAUUCUGUCUAUGUAUAUUGAGUGAAACUUCAUGGAAAUAUAUUUUGUAAUCUCGUU
Penaeus vannamei (Pacific white shrimp) is the source of this 3212-nucleotide messenger RNA. RefSeq names its product Golgi-resident adenosine 3',5'-bisphosphate 3'-phosphatase. Gene Ontology annotation, cellular component: endomembrane system. Gene Ontology annotation, molecular function: 3'-nucleotidase activity. NCBI's taxonomy places the organism in Eukaryota, Metazoa, Arthropoda, Malacostraca, Decapoda, Penaeidae. The record is from RefSeq and is a predicted model, not a curated record.